AUGGCUGCGCCGCGCCGGCCCCGGCUCCAGCUGCCGCUGCCGCUGCUGCCGCUGCUGCUGCUGCUGCUGCCCGCGCCGAGCGAGGGUCUUGGCCACUCUGCUGAACUGGCAUUUGCUGUGGAGCCAAGCGAUGAUGUUGCCGUCCCUGGGCAGCCUGUAGUGCUGGGCUGCAGGGUGGAGGGGACCCCUCCAGUGAGAAUCACCUGGAGGAAGAAUGGGGUGGAGCUGUCAGAGAGUACCCACUCCACCUUGCUGGCCAAUGGGUCCUUGAUGAUCCGUCACUUCAGGCUGGAGCUCAGAGACAGCCCUUCAGAUGAGGGUGACUAUGAGUGCGUGGCUCAGAAUCGCUUUGGGCUGGUGGUCAGCCGGAAGGCUCGCAUCCAGGCUGCAACCAUGUCGGACUUCCACGUGCACCCCCAGGCCACCGUGGGUGAGGAGGGCGGCGUGGCCCGCUUCCAGUGCCAAAUCCAUGGGCUUCCCAAACCCCUGAUCACGUGGGAGAAGAACAGAGUCCCCAUUGACACGGACAAUGAGAGGUACACAUUGCUGCCCAAGGGGGUCCUGCAGAUCACAGGACUUCGGGCCGAAGACAGUGGCAUCUUCCACUGUGUGGCCUCAAACAUUGCCAGUGUCCGAAUCAGCCAUGGGGCCAGGCUCACUGUGUCAGGCUCGGGCUCCGGGGCCUACAAGGAGCCGGCGAUCCUUGUGGGGCCUGAGAACCUCACCCUGACUGUGCACCAGACCGCGGUGCUCGAGUGUGUCGCCACGGGCAACCCGCGCCCCAUUGUGUCCUGGAGCCGCCUGGAUGGCCGCCCCAUUGGGGUGGAGGGCAUCCAGGUGCUGGGCACAGGAAACCUCAUCAUCUCAGACGUGACCGUCCAGCACUCGGGCAUCUACGUCUGCGCAGCCAACAGGCCUGGCACCCGGGUGAGGAGAACAGCACAGGGCCGGCUGGUAGUGCAAGCCCCAGCUGAAUUUGUCCAGCAUCCCCAGUCCAUCUCCAGGCCAGCUGGGACCACAGCCAUGUUCACCUGCCAAGCCCAGGGUGAGCCACCCCCUCAUGUCACGUGGCUGAAGAAUGGACAGGUGGUGGGGCCAGGAGGCCACGUCAGGCUCAAGAAUAACAACAGCACGCUGACCAUUUCGGGAAUUGGUCCUGAAGACGAAGCCAUCUACCAAUGUGUGGCCGAGAACAGUGCUGGCUCUUCACAGGCCAGUGCCAGACUGACCGUGCUGUGGGCCGAGGGGCUGCCUGGGCCCCCCCGCAAUGUGCGGGCAGUCACCGUGUCAUCCACCGAGGUCCGUGUGUCCUGGAGCGAGCCCCUGGUCAAUACCAAGGAGAUCAUCGGCUAUGUCCUGCAUAUCAGGAAGGCUGCUGACCCACCAGAGCUGGAGUACCAGGAAGCAGUCAGCAAGAGCACCUUGCAGCACUUGGUGAGCGACCUGGAGCCCUGCACAGCCUACAGCUUCUACGUCAAGGCCUAUACACCAAGGGGGGCCAGCUCAGCCUCCGCCCCCACCCUGGCCAGCACCCUGGGUGAAGCCCCUGCCCCACCCCCGUUGUCAGUGCGGGUCCUGGGCAGCUCCUCCCUGGGGCUGCUGUGGGAGCCUUGGCCCCGGCUGGUCCAGCACGAGGGCGGCUUCAAGCUGUUCUACCGCCCAGCAAGCAAAGCCUCCUUCACUGGCCCCAUUCUGCUGCCUGGAACUGUCUCCUCCUACAACCUCAGCCAGCUCGACCCCACUGCAGUGUACGAGGUGAAGCUGCUCGCCUACAACCAGCAUGGGGAUGGCAACGCCACAGUCCGCUUUGUGUCUUUGAGGGGAGCAUCUGAGAGGACAGCCCUGAGCCCACCAUGUGACUGCCAGAAGGAGGAAGCCACCAACCAGAAGUCUACCACAGGCAUCGUCAUUGGCAUCCACAUUGGGGUCACCUGCAUCAUCUUCUGUGUCCUCUUCCUCCUGUUUGGCCAAAGGGGCAGGGUCCUCUUGUGUAAGGAUGUGGAAAACCAGCUCUCCCCUCCUCAGGGCCCCCGGAGCCAGAGGGACCCUGGCAUCCUGGCCCUGAAUGGGGCGGGACAGGGAGAGCGGGGCCAGCUGGGCCGGGAUGGGAAAUGUGUGGACACGAAGGAGCUGGAGCAACUGUUCCCCACAGCUGCGGCGUCAGGGCAGCCAGAGCCCAGAUCCAUGGACCCUGCAGCCCCAGCCCUGUGUGAGGAGACCCAGCUCUCCAUGCUGCCACUGCAGGGGCUCAGCUUUCUGGAGGGAAGGACGACAGAGGCCAAGGCCCCCUGCACAGGCCCCAUGGCUGCCCUACCACCCCAGGACAUGAACCCUGGCCUCCUGGCUGACCCAUCCUCCGUGGGGAUCCCGAGCACCCUCGGCCCAGGCCCUGGGAGGGACGGAUGCCACCCCGCAGCCUGUCCCCUGCCCUGCAGCCGCAGAGCCCCUGGGGCAGGCCUGGCCCUGGAAGGGAUCCCAGGAAGUGUCCUGCAGCCACCUCACCACCUGAGCCUGGGGGUCCGCUACCUGCCGCCCCUGGAGCCUCAGGUGGACAAGUUCGUGUUAGCAGAGACUGGCAGCUGCUGA
Molecule: messenger RNA, 2586 nt
Organism: Cynocephalus volans (Philippine flying lemur)
Lineage: Eukaryota; Metazoa; Chordata; Mammalia; Dermoptera; Cynocephalidae
Gene: IGDCC3
Product: immunoglobulin superfamily DCC subclass member 3
Exons: 16
Coding region: 1-2586 (861 amino acids)
Biological process (GO): cell-cell adhesion
Molecular function (GO): protein binding
Source: RefSeq, a predicted model, not a curated record